UGCCUCAUUGAGGGGGAGGAGCCUCUGCACAAUGCUCGACCGGGAUUGGUCAGACAGCUCAUUCAGCACAGCCUCUCCACAGUCACUGGACACGCUGUUACAUAGUCACCAUGCUUAAAAUACUGAAGUUUAUGUAAUCAAUUAUAAAUCCAUCAUUAUAUACAUUUUCAGAUGUAUCGAUAAUGAAACAUGAAUGUGAUAUAAACAGAAGUAAAACGGUAUUUUUUAUUUUUUUUUCACAGUCGAUUAGUUAUGAAACCCGCUGCGGCUUCUUUUGUAACCUGUCAACUCGUCAUUCAUUCGUUUUGUAACGCGGCUCGGCGCGCUCGCGGAUACAUUGUAGGCUAUCUGUCCGUUUUUUUAUGACUCAAACUGUUACAAAUGAUUUUGAUAUAUUUUAUGAUUAAUAUUCAUAUUUAUUGCGUCGAAAAUUGACGGAUUUGGUCAAAGAGAAUGUCUGUAGGCAAAGAUUUGAAGUACGUGUCUCAGGUCCGUGAACUCCUGAGAGAGCUGAUGUUGGGUCGUGAGGAUCCGGACGGGUUUUUCUGUCUGUGUUUGUCUCUGCUGGGGGACUCAGACACCCGAACACACUUUCUGGACGUGAUCAAACCCCUUUCAUUCGGACAUGAACAUCUACACAGUCAGCUGACUCAAAUCUUUCUGGAGUACUUCUCUAAGGAUGAAGCAGAUGAAUUAGAGCUGGCCUUAACACUGUCUCUUAAUGAAACCAAACAAAUCAAAAGAGAUUUUAGGCAGCAGGAUUCAGACCAUCUCCCUAAUGUGCCUCCCUGUUACAAAAGCUAUGCUGACAUGACUACAGUAACUUCAGGUGCUGAUCAGCCAAAAGUCAGUGUAGCUUCAAAGAACCAGCCUAUUGCAAAAUGGACACUAGAUACUGAAGUACAUAAAACUACAUGUGCCAUUAAAAACAUAAAUAAAGACGAUGAUCUCAAAGUUGCAAAGUCAACGAGGUCACAAAGGCGUCGUCUGCGUAAGAAGCAACUUUUGUUGAAAAACCCAUCAGGACCUCGACCCGUUCUGCUGUGGUUCAGAAGGGACCUCCGCAUGUGGGAUAACCCUGCUCUGAUUGGCUGCCUGGAGCUUGGUGCACCAGUCAUACCAGUCUUUUUGUGGAAUGCAGUGGAGGAGGAGGGGCCUGGGGUUACCGUCGCAACUGGUGGGGCGUCUAAAUACUGGCUGCAUCAGGCACUAGUGAGUCUAAACCUUUCUCUGGAGCAGCUUGGCAGUCACUUGGUGACCCUGAAGGCAGAGUCCUCAUCUUUGACAGCGCUGCAGGGGUUGAUUGCUGAGACGGGGGCAGCAUCGGUUGUGGCAACGGCCCUGUAUGAGCCGUGGCUGAAGGAAAGAGAUGACAGCGUGUGGGAGACACUGGAGAAACAAGGUGUUAAUUGCCACAUCUACCAUUCCUACUGCCUUAGAGACCCCUACACGGUCACCACACGGGGCGUCGGGCUACGAGGUAUCGGCUCCGUCUCUCACUUUAUGAGCUGCUGCCAGCAGAACCCUGUCAGUGGACUGGGAGCUCCACUGGAUGCCCCCAGUGCCCUGCCUGCUCCCUCAACAUGGCCGCAGGGAUGCCCGCUUAUAGAUCUGGAGCUUGCACGCAUGCCACGCAGGAAAGAUGGCACAGAGAUUGACUGGGCCAUGAACAUUCGGAAAUCGUGGGACUUCAGUGAAGAAGGAGCUCAGGCCCAUCUUGAGGCCUUCCUGCGAGAUGGUGUGUACCGUUAUGAAAAGGAGUCAAGUCGUGCAGAUGCCCCCAACACCAGCUCUCUAUCUCCAUAUCUGCACUUUGGGCAGCUGAGUGCACGCAGCCUAUUAUGUGACGCCCGUGGAGCUCGCUGCAGAUCUCCCAAAUUCCAGCGCAAAUUGGCCUGGAGGGACUUGGCGUACUGGCAGCUGUGCCUUUUCCCAGACCUGCCCUGGGAGUCCCUCAGGCCACCGUAUAAGGCUAUGCGCUGGAGUUCAGAUCGUGUCCAUCUGAAGGCCUGGCAGCGUGGAUUCACAGGGUACCCGCUGGUAGAUGCAGCAAUGAGACAGCUGUGGCAAACUGGCUGGAUGAACAACUACAUGAGACAUGUGGUGGCCUCCUUCCUUAUUGCUUAUUUGCAUAUUCCCUGGCAAGAAGGAUACCGCUGGUUUCAGGACACGUUGGUAGACGCUGAUGUUGCCAUAGAUGCCAUGAUGUGGCAGAAUGGAGGAAUGUGUGGACUGGAUCAUUGGAACUUCGUCAUGCACCCUGUUGAUGCAGCACUGACCUGUGACCCCUAUGGCACCUAUGUGCGGCAGUGGUGUCCUGAACUGAAGGCACUUCCCGAUGACCUCAUCCAUAAGCCCUGGAAGUGUCCAGCGUCAAUGCUGCAUAGGGCAGGUGUGGUUUUAGGGGGCAACUACCCAGAGCGGGUUGUUAUUGACCUUGAGGAGCGACGUGCACAGUCUCUGCAGGAUGUUGCGUCAGUGCGGAGGCAUUUUAGAGAGUUUGUAGACCAGCGAUCAGGCUGUGACCUGGUGCCUCUGCCUGCCAGGCUGGUGCAGGAAACUCUGGGCAGUAUGGAGGAUGUUGUGAGGCAUGAAGGAACUGGGUUCCUCCUCCCAGUCAUCACACGCUUGGAGUUUAAACACCAUUCAGAGGAUCCAGACAUGCAAGACAACCCAUACAGCGCUGUACUAAAGGGCUACGUCAGUCGCAAACGAGACGAAACCAUUGCCUUCCUAAACGAGCGAGACUUCACAGCCAGCGUGAUGUGUGAGAACACACAGCGUAGAGAGAGGUUAGAGAGGGACUGUUGUCUUCUGGAGGGUCUACCUCAGCCCUCAGCCUCACGUGGCCAGGCCAGGCGUACCCCAACCAGAGACCCUUACAGCAAAGUGCCUGGAGGUGUCGCUAUUCCCCACAGAUAACUGAAUGCUGAAUGACAUGUUAAGGCUGGAAUACACUAAAUGAUUACUGCCAUAGAUUUUUUCCCCCCAUGAUUUGCAGUCUGGAUCAGUUGAUUGCAGUUGCCGAAAGUCAGCCAGUCUGCAGAUUUUCGGUAGUCAAAAGUUGACAAAUUUCACACAUAUUCACUUUUUUUUUUUUUUUUAGCUUCAGACUUUGAUUCCUUCCAGUCAAGGGAUAUCAAAUAUAUUUGAUAUUUUGAGCCAGUUUUUACACAUACUGUUUUUUUGUCAUGUUUCUCCUAGCAACAAGGCUCCUGUCAAGUUAUGUAGUGUAUUUCAGCUCUUAGUGCCUUUAAUUUUUAAAACUAAAUUUUAACAUCCUUUUUAGUCGUACAGCACUUUGGUAAAUAAUUCAAUACAAAUGAUCUAUUUAGAAUCUAUUUUGUAAUUAGAUGUGCUGUCGUUGUCGCUCAUGAGUUUAUAUAGCAUACCAUUACUUUUAUAAGCUAUUAGAUCUAAGGUUUUCACCUGGUUACAAAAAAAGGUGGAAAAAAAGAAAAAAGGCACUACUCAUUCAUUACAUUGAAGGAGGAAAAUCAGAAUAACAUAGACCUUUGAUAUUAUUUUGACUCACAAGCAAAAGGAAGUAAAUAGGGUCCAUUUUGUUUUCAUGUUCAUUAUAAAUGCAACAUGAGCAAAUUUCUUGUUAGCACAUCCAUCAUGGUGCUGGAAACUGUUCAAUAUUUAACAUACACUAUAUUGCCAAAAGUUUUGGGACGCCUGCCUUUACGUGCACAUGAACUUUAAUGACAUCCCAUUCUUAAUCCGUAGGGUUUAAUAUGGAGUUGGCCCACCCUUUGCAGCUAUAACACCUUCAACUCUUCUGGGAAGGCUUUCCACAAGGUUUAGGAGUGUGUUUAUGGGAAUUUUUGAACAUUCUUCUAGAAGCGCAUUUGUGUGGUCAGGCACUGAUGUUGGCGAGAAGGCCUGGCUCGCAGUCUCCGCUCUAAUUCAUCCCAAAGGUGUUCUAUCAGGUUGAGGUCAGGACUAGAGCUGGGCGAUAAAGCGAUAACGAUAUGUAUCGCGAUAGACACGUGAUCGAUAUCAAUAAAAAAUGUGUUCGAUAAAACGUUCGAUAUUUUUUUUAUUCUUCGUCGGAAGAAAACAGAGGUUGCGAAGCAAGUUUGGUUGCAUUAACAAAGGCACUCGCUCUCUGGUAACCUAGCAACAUAGGGAGUGACACGCUAACAGCCAAUCAUGUAACAGUAUCAAGUUUGGUUGCGCCAUAUCGUUGUCUCGUGCUGGUCUGCUGGAUUCCUCUUCAGUAACCGGCAACUGAUGAGCAGAAAAUGAGUGCCGCAGCAAGCGAGGAAAUUGUAAAUAAAAGAGGAAAAGUCAGCUCGCCAGUAUGGCAGUUUUUGGAUAUUAUAAGUCUGACCGUAGUCAGACCAAUGUCGUCUGCAAAUUAUGCAAGACCGUCGUCCCCGCCAAGACUGGUAAUACCAAGAACUUGAUGUACCACCUUAGCCGCACUCACCCUUUGGAGCACAGCCGUAUUCAACCAACAACAUCUGUAGCUGCAACACCACACAACAUUUUAAUUAUUUGAGUUUUCCAUGGUUGUUGACAUUUCUGUCUUAAUAACUGAGGGGAUUAUGAUCAGAGGAAGGUUAAGUUUAAAAUAAAAAUGUUUAAAUGUAAUAUAUUUUUCUCCUGGUCCUUAUUUUAAAUGGGUCAGAAAAAAUAUCAAUAAUUAUCGAUAUCGACCGAUAUGAAACACUGAUAUCGUGAUACAGUUUUCAGCCAUAUCGCCCAGCCCUAGUCAGGACUCUGUGAAGGCCAGUCAAGUUCCUCCACACCAAACUCGCUCAUCCAUGUCUUUAUGGACCUUGCUUUGUGCACUUGUGCGCAGUCAAGUUGGAUCAGGAAGGGGCCAUUCCCAAACUGUUCCCACAAAGCUGGGAGCAUGAAAUUGUCCAAAAUGUCUUGGUAUGCUGAAGCAUUAAGUGUUCCUUUCACUGGAACUAAGGGGUCAAGCCUAACCCCUGAAAAACAACCCCACACCAUAGUCCCCCCUCCACCAAACUUUACACUUGGCACAAUGUAGUCAGGCAAGCACCGUUCUCCUGGCAACCGCCAAACCCAGACUCGUCCGGAUUGCCAAACAGAGAAGCAUGGUUCGUCACUCCAGAGAACACGUCUCCACUGCUCUAGAGUCCAGUGGCGGCGUGCUUUACACCACUGCAUCCGACGCUUUGCAUUGCACUUGGUGAUGUAAGGCUUGGAUGCAGCUGCUCGGCCAUGGAAACCCAUUCUAUGAAGCUCUCUACGCACUGUUCUUGAGUUAAUCUGAAGGCCACAUGAAGUUUGGAGGUCUGUAGCUAUUGACUCUGUAGAAAGUUGGUGACUUCUGCGCACUGUGCGCCUCAGCAUGCGCUGACCACGCUCUGUGAUUUUACGUGGCCUACCACUUCGUGGCUGAGUUGCUGUUGUUCCCAAUUGCUUCCACUUUGUUAUGAUACCACUAACAGUUGACUGUGGAAUAUUUAGUAGUGAGGAAAUUUCACUAAUGGACUUAUUUCACAGGUGGCAACCUAUAUCACUGGUACCACGCUUGAAUUCACUGAGCUCCUGAGAGCAACCCAUUCUUUCACAAAUGUUUGUAGAAGCAGUCUGCAUGCCUAGGUGCUUGAUUUUAUACACCUUUGGCCAUGGAAGUGAUUGGAACACCUGAAUUCAGUGAUUUGGAGGGGUGUCUCAAUACUUUUGGCAAUAUAGUGUAUUUAUGAUUU
Messenger RNA from Ctenopharyngodon idella (grass carp), 5693 nucleotides. RefSeq names its product deoxyribodipyrimidine photo-lyase. The coding region runs from base 454 to 2922 and encodes 822 amino acids. The record is from RefSeq and is a predicted model, not a curated record. The transcript is spliced from 8 exons. Gene Ontology annotation, molecular function: DNA binding; FAD binding. Lineage: Eukaryota; Metazoa; Chordata; Actinopteri; Cypriniformes; Xenocyprididae. Gene Ontology annotation, biological process: circadian regulation of gene expression; entrainment of circadian clock by photoperiod. Gene Ontology annotation, cellular component: nucleus; cytoplasm.